This is a messenger RNA of Octopus sinensis (East Asian common octopus), 533 nucleotides long. Its product is annotated as neuronal calcium sensor 2-like. The record is from RefSeq and is a predicted model, not a curated record. The annotation marks the transcript as partial. Lineage: Eukaryota; Metazoa; Mollusca; Cephalopoda; Octopoda; Octopodidae. Gene Ontology annotation, molecular function: calcium ion binding. The transcript has 2 exons.
UUCAAUUUACAGAAAGAUUGCCCAAAAGGAUUAUUGUCAAAAGAUAAGUUAAUGGAAGUAUAUUCCGACCUUUUCCGACAAGGAAAUCCAGAAAUGUUCUGUGAUCACGUGUUCCGCACAUUUGACCAUGAUAACAGUGGCCAUAUUGAUUUCAAGGAAUUUAUGCUUGCCAUCAGUGUGACCUCGGCAAGAGAUCCGAAGGAAAAACUGAAUUGGGCCUUCACGAUGUAUGAUAAAAAUAAAGAUGGCACUAUUGAGAAGAGCGAGAUGGUAGAAAUCAUUACGGCAAUUUACGAAAUGUUAGGAUGUACAGAUAGCCAGGAACCACCAGAAAAGCGUACAGAAAGUAUCUUUCAUAAAAUGGACGUGAAUAACGACGGUGUAUUGUCAAAAGAAGAAUUCAUAACUGGCUGCUUGGAUGAUGAUGACCUGCGUCAAAUGUUAACAGUCGAUGCAAUUUGUCCGCCUUGACGGAACAAAUCUUAAAAUUGUUUUCUUAUUUUUUUUCAAUUGGUUUUGGUCAAGAAAUAGAA